Molecule: messenger RNA, 837 nt
Organism: Geodia barretti
Lineage: Eukaryota; Metazoa; Porifera; Demospongiae; Tetractinellida; Geodiidae
Source: the annotation of a GenBank genome assembly
AUGGCUACGCGCAAGUACAAGCCGACAUCGGCGGGCCGGCGGUUCCAGUCCGCACACGACUUCGACGAGAUCACGACUGACCGGCCGUACCGGCCGCUCACCGAGGCGCUCAAGAAGUCCGGCGGGCGGAACAACCGGGGCGAGGUGACGUUGUGGUGGCGUGGGGGCGGACACAAGCGCGCCUACCGCAUCAUCGAUUUCCGGCGCGACAAGCGGGACGUGCCGGCGAAGGUGACGACCAUCGAGUACGACCCGAACCGCUCGGCGCGAAUCUCGCUCGUGACGUACGCGGACGGCGAGAAACGUUACAUCCUGCAUCCGGUGGGCCUGAAGGUCGGUGACACCAUCGUGGCGAGCGAGAAAGCGGACAUCGUGCCGGGCAACGCCAUCCCGCUCGGGAACAUCCCGCUGGGCACGAUGGUGCACAACGUGGAGCUCCGCCCGGGCAAGGGCGGGCAGAUUGCGCGCAGCGCCGGGUCGGCGGUUCAGGUGGUGGCCAAGGACGCCAAGUACGUGACGGUCAGGCUGCCGUCCGGCGAGACCCGCCUGGUGGCCCGCGGCAAUCUGGCGACCGUCGGGCGGGUCGGCAACGUUGACCAUGGGAACGUGUCCAUCGGCAAGGCGGGGCGGAACCGCUGGCUAGGCAAGCGGCCGCACGUCUGCGGCAAUUCGAUGAAUCCGGUUGACCAUCCGCUGGGGGGCGGCGAGGGCCAUGCCGCCGGCGGACGGCAUCCGGUAUCGCCCUGGGGGCAGCCGGCCAAGGGCUUCAAGACCCGCCGGCGGAAGCUGUCGGACAAGUACAUCCUGCAGCGGAAGAAGCGUAAGCGCUCGAAGUAA